This is a messenger RNA of Seriola aureovittata, 7023 nucleotides long. Its product is annotated as early estrogen-induced gene 1 protein-like. The coding region runs from base 281 to 1453 and encodes 390 amino acids. NCBI's taxonomy places the organism in Eukaryota, Metazoa, Chordata, Actinopteri, Carangiformes, Carangidae. The transcript is spliced from 12 exons. The record is from RefSeq and is a predicted model, not a curated record.
GGGAGCCGCUGUAACUGUCGAUGAACUUCAGUGAAGAGGGAAAAGUUGGUAAAGAUGCAUCGAAACUGAGAAACUGUCCAGUAGCCGGACUCCAGUUCUCUGCAGCGGCUCACAGCUGAACCGUUUGACCCAGUCUGAGGAGCAGCGGGACCGGGAGGUCUAAACAGCUCUUCAGAAAUGAUUCACCUGAAGACAAAGAGGGAUUUUUAAAAAACCAAUCACAGCCUAUUUAUUGGGAGUUUUCUGGUUUCAUUCAUUGCUGCUCCAGUGACAGAGGACAAUGACUUUUUUAAUGAAAAAGAAGAAGUUCAAGUUUCAAGUGUAUUUCACACUAGAGGAGCUCACGGCGGUGCCGUUUGUCAACGGGGUGCUAUUCUGUAAGAUCCGGCUGAUAGAUGGUGGAGACUUCGCUGUGACGUCAUCCAGGGAGGAGGUGCAGCAGAACUGCGUUCGAUGGAGGAAGAAGUUUUCCUUUGUGUGUAAAAUGAGCGCUAACCCGAUCACCGGUGUGUUGGACCCCUGCAUCUGCAGGAUCUCUGUACGCAAGGAGCUCAAAGGAGGAAAAACCUUCUCAAAGUUAGGUUUUGCUGAUCUCAAUAUUGCAGAGUUUGCUGGAUCAGGCUCCACAGUUCGCUGCUGCAUCCUGGAGGGUUACGACACCAAAAACACUCGACAGGACAACUCCAUCCUCAAGGUAACAAUUGACAUGACUCUUCUGUCUGGGGAUCCCUGCUUUAAAACGCCCCCCUGCACAGCCAAAUCUGUCUCCACGGGGGACCAGGACCCCACCCUGCAGCUGGACUGUAAGGGAGAGAGCACUGAUGCCACACUGCAGCCACUGGGCGGCAUCGUGGAGGGAGCCCGCGCCUUCAAACCCAGACAGUCAUCGGUACGAAGCUCAGGGCUGCCUGAGGAGGGGGAGAGUGUCUCCAGUCCAGAGGAGGUCUUUCACACCGGUCACUUCCGCAGCGCCAGCUAUGCCAGCCAGCACAGCAAGAUAUCAGGCUACAGCACAGGUCACUCUCGCUGCUCCAGCCUGACUGACCUCAGUCACCAUAGAAACGCCUCCUCCAGCAGCAGCACCUCCUGCGGGGUCGCCCACCCUGCUCAGCCGCAUCCCUCCACCCCCACCGAGCAUCACAGACAAGCAACUCCUACCAAACCAGAGAGGCCUCCUCCACCCUCUGCAGCAGCCCUCAUGUCCAACAGGUCCUCCAGGAGGAAGAAGGACACCGUGCAGAGGCAGCCCAGCUGUGUGGACGACACUCGCAUCGAUGCAGACGACAUCGUGGAGAAGAUCGUCCAGAGCCAGAACUUCUCUGACAGCAGCAACAAUGAAGACAGCAACUUGAGACUGUUUGUUAGUAAAGAUGGGACCACUGCCCUCAGUGGGACUCUGGCCAACAGAGGAACACCUGGUGUGUUUGAGCCGGUCGUCAUCGAGUCUCACUGACUGACACAUGAACUCAUCUCCAGCCACAUCAGCGUGUUACCGACUCUCUGAUCGUCUGUGAGCAUGUGCGCGCAGCUCGAUAUAAGACUACUAUGAUACAGAUAUUGAGCCUUUCUGCUUUAUUUAAUCAGGUGGUUGAAAGUGUAUUUAACACAGCUACUGUAUUUUCUCAAAUAGUAGACGGGGCUUUUGUUUUUACCUCAGACGAAGAAAGAGCAGUUAGCAUUAGUGUUAGCAUCAGGCUAGCUGCUGAUACCGAGGUGUCCAUAAAUACUGAAUUAAUUCCUUUGCAUUAAUAUGUGGACUGUUGUCCCUUCACCACUGUGUUAUGCAGCUGUGAUGCUGUAUUUGAACAAUACUAACCAGCAUUAGCAGUGUUAGCAGUCGUCAGUUAUGUGCCUGAUGCAAACUAAACACUAAUAGUACAGAGAUUAGUUAUUAUUUUAAAAGGAGAAACACCAGUGACUCCUUUUCUUCUGGGCUAUAAUUUAAUUGCCAGAUUCUAUUUGAGAAUUUACAGUAAUCCAAUAAUUAUUUCUUUACACUGGGUGUGUGUCAGACCUGGCUCCUGGAACAUCUGGAGAAUCACUUGUAAAAGUCUUUGUUCACUGUCGUCCCUGACUGGAGGUGACACUACAGCAACUCACAAGGCAGCAGGUCGGUUUCAGAGCAGACAUGUAUACAUGUCACAGUAGGAAAAUCACAGGUAUAAAUUAUAAAAUGAAUCAUGUCUGAAUUCCAUUCAGCUGCAGCAGUUUCAUGGUGGUGCAGUGGUUAGCACCAUCGCCUGGGUUCUGUGUGGAGUUCACAUGUUCUCCCUGAGCCUGUGUGGGUUUUCUCCAGCUUCCUCCCACAGUCCAAACACCUGCAGGUUAACUGGUGACUCCUUCCUGUUGGUGUGAAUUUGAGUGUGAAUGUUUGUUUGUCUCUAUCUGUCAGCCCUGUGAUAAACUGGUGACCUGUCUAGGUGUACUGCGCCCUCGCCCAAUGUCAGCUGGGAUUGGCUCCAGCCCCCCUGUGACCCUUAAAGGAUAAAGCGUUAUUACUACUGUGUGUGAAUGAAUGAAUGAAUGCUUGCUUCAGUGUCAAUGUCCCAGUUUAUCAGGACACGACUUUGUUAAUAUUCCUGAGCUUUUCCUAAUGUCCAAAAUGUCUGCCGUGAGUACUGUGUUGUCGUCAGUUGCCAAGUGACAGUCUACUCAUCAGCUGAAAGUCAAAUAUGACAAAAAAAAAAUCAGAUUUUCAGAAGACAGACAGCUGCAGGUAAUAAAGUCAGUAAUUAGUCUGUUUGAUGAAGCUGUGCUGAUUAGCAACCAUACUGUGACAGGUUAGUGACCUCUGCUGUGAUCCAGUUCCCUGUACUGGGAUCCUCUACAGACUGAAAAGAGGACCACUCUGAAACACACCCAGUGACUCUUUGACCAGUGCCAAGAAUUAGAACCAGAAAUUACUUGAACAAUACCCUGAAAACCACCACAGUGUGAGAAGUGUAGUCCAACACUGAAAUAAUGCUGCGUUCAGGAGCACCUUGUCAACUCUGAAAGUCGAACGUUUCCGAGUUUAUCACCAGGAAGUGGUACCUGAUCACCUGACAAGUCAGUAACACCUGUGGUAAAGUCAGGCCAUGAGUCCUCUCGAUGGACAACUGGAAACAGUGUUUAAGGUUCAUCUCUAUAUAAACUCAUGUGACAGCCUGUUCACUGCUCUGGCUCACUUUCUGGUUUAACCACUGACUGACGACCUCACAAAUCAAGCAGCUGGUGAAUGUGUGGUGAUAAUUUUCUGACUUUACAAGUUGACGAGGACUCAGCAGCUGCAGCACCAGAGCCGUCAGAGGCUCUGACUGAGGGCAGACUGGAACUGAAAGCUUUAUGAUAUUUUAAUGCUAUUUGAUGCCUGUGUACAGUAUGUACUUCUAUAUUUUGCACAUGUGUACUCUGUGGGGAGGAUUGUUAGAAACCACUAAAAUGAAACGGAGAUGGUACAGUUUUCUAAAAUGACAUCUGACAUGUUCUUUUUUAAAAUGUCUUUAUUCUUUUCCGCAUUUCAUGCCAUUGCUCUUUUUAUCAGACAAAAUGCUCUUAGGAGACAGCAUCCUAUGUUCAUAUGGCUGGCCGUAUGGAACCGUCCACUCCCUGUACUUACUAAGUCCUUACUCUUUGAAUCUGAAUCUGAAUGCUCUUAUCGACUUAUCAAGAAUGUGAGCUUGUUGUGAUGUGCUCACUUGCCUGAAUUCUAAAUGUUAUUCACCUUUUUCAAGCUUUGGUCGAAUGUGCUCAAGUUCAUGUCACAACUCUAUAUGCAGAUUUAUUAUAUGAAUGGUUUGUCCAUAAAAACCUUUUUACUUGUUGAAAAGUUCCUUAACUGAUUUUUGCAGAAAGUAAGCUGAAAAUAUAUUAUCACUUAUCAAUCUCGGUCAAGGUCUUCCCUCUCUUUUAGCUCUAUGUUUGGUCUCCACCAGGUCAUGAGGGAAAUAUCUGGGGCUUGUUGCACAAAACACCUUAAGUUUUCUACAAAAGUAUGACACUUUAAGGUUUAAUUUCGCCUUAGCUGAGUGAGUUGAGGGUGUUGCACAGAAUAUCUCAAAAGUUGUGCUUAGUUAAGUAAAAAUGAAGUGAAAGAUUUUAAAGUGAUCAAAUUUUACUGUUUCCAUGGAGACAGUUUGUGUGCUGGCGAUAGCGCUUGUGAUACAUAUAUACAAUAUACUCCUGGUUCUGAUUGUACAAUACAUAUUAAGUUUUCUACUUAAUCAUGACACUUGAGGUUUGAUCUCUCCUUGGUUGAAGGAGUUGCACAGAAUUUCUUAAAGGGUUCAUUUUCUUCAUUUAUUGGCAGAAACAUGGUCAUGUUGCGCUUAAGAUAGCGUUUUAAGUAAUCUUAAAUACUUGUGAACAUUUUAGGGAAACCUUCACUCUACCAACUGUAGGUGUUUUGUGCAACUGACCCCUGGGAUCUGUUUCGUUUUAUUCAUUUAUUCCUGUAAACUCAUGUUACAGUUAAGAUAGAGUCAGAGGCACCUUUAGUUUUUUGCCUUAUUUUGGUCGCUUAGGUUGUCUAUGCAACAGGUUCACUGACUUCAAGUGAUUCCUUAUGAAGUGAUUUUAAGGAAACCUUAACUUAAAGGUGUUUCAUGUAACUUUUUUUAUUUUAAGGAAACCUUAACCUUAAUCGAACCUAAUCUAACAAGAAUCAAACUUAAGGCGUUUUGAGCAAUCGGCCCAGCUGGUCUCUGACUUCAUGUAACUUUAUUGGCGCUUUCAGAGCCUGAGAGACGGUCUGAGAGAGAAAAAGUGUAACAAUGCAGAGUCUAGUGAUAAUCCUGUGUGGGUUUGUCACUGCCAUCGACCAACUUCACAUUACACAUGGUCGUUUGAUCCAUUGUUAUUAUUUGAAAAAUGAUGUGUGCCGCUUUAAGAUUGACUUUACUGUUGAUUUACCUGUUUGGAAGAUAUGAUUGGCAUAUGGAUCAGUGACUGAUAAUCAGCUGACUGCUGCUGGACCAAAUAGUCUCAAUAUAUCAAUUUAAGUCAGUUAAUGGACCUACAGGUUCAUUAAUGUACUUUACUUCAGACAGAGCUUCAUGCACUUUGUAGUUGUAGACAGUUUCUGCUUUCAAAGGUUGCUGCAAUAUGGUGUUGACUGUAACUCACAGUGGAUUAAAAACUAUUUUUCAUAUCACAGUGGAGUGGCCUGUGAACACUGUAAACUGUCCUUGUCCCAGUGCACAGAGCUGACUGUGACACUGUAGGUGGGGGUUGACUGAGGUCAGUCGCUCAGCUGCAGCAGCACAAAGCUCCUGUUGUACCAGGACUGACAGUAUACAAUAGAUCCUCACCCCCAUCUGACUCAAGUGUGUGUUUGUAGUGUUUGUGGUCUGCAGUAUGUGUAUGUUAAUGUCUGUGUUGAUGCUGUACUGUAUGUGUGAAUAUGCCACCGUGUGUGUGUGUGUGUAUCUUUCCUCUAGUCCUUUAAUCCCUGGUUAAUACUGGCUACAUGCUGCAUUAAUGCUGUGCAGGACACUGUGGGAAACUUAAUGUGACUCCAGCCACAGCAGAGUUUUCUAUUUCUGCCCACGCCAGAGAAAACCCCAGGGGCUGGCUGCACAAAACACCUUCAUUUUUCUACUUAAGUAUGAUACUUUAAUUUCUCCUUAACUGAAGGAGUUACUUAAAAGUGUUGCACAGAAAUUCUUAAAAGGUUUCCUAAGUAAGAAAAAAAGUUAAGUAAUUUACAGCAGUAAAAUUCUAUUGUUUUGAUGGAGACUGUUGAUUGCUGCCAUUAGCUUGUGAUACCUGUUAUCACUUUUAACAUGAAACUGCAGAGCAACCACUGACUGCAGGUCAGAUCUGUGAUGUAGAAUCAGUUCCUCAUUGUUAAAGGUCCAUUGUGUUCUCCCACUCUUCUUGGGAUGUGUUAAUUUUCUUCAUUUAUCACCUGUUGCAGUAAAGACAGAGUCAGAGGUGCAUUUAGUCUUUUCCCUUAGCUUGGUGCUAAGGCCUUUUGUGCAAUUGUGUAACUGACUUUAAAUGAUGCCUUAAGUAUAAGACCAAUAUAUAUAUAUAUAUAAUAUAUAUAUAUAUAUAUAUAUAUAUAUAUAUUAUAUAUAUAUAAUAUUUUAAGGAAAGCUUAAGGAGGAGGUGUAUGGUUGUUUUGUGUAACUGUUUUUAUUUUGAGGAAACCUUAACUCAUACUUUAAGGGAAAUCUUAACUUAAGGUGUUUUGUGCAACUGGCCCCAGAUACUGUAGUUCUCUGUAUCUGUGUACAUGGGGUCAGUCCCUGUCCAUAUAGAACAUAUGGGGUUCCACGGAGAGAACCUUGUUGCACAUUUAUCCCUCCAGUCUGUUUUCCUUUUACUUCCAGACCAGCAGGCUGGUCUACAGAUUUGUACAGAAUUGUAUGUUUAAGCUAAUGUGUUAUGGUGAGAUGGGAACGUAUAAACAGUUAUUAUUUACAGUGGAGGGUGUGGUCAUUACAGUAAAGGGAACCAUGUUGGUGAAUCAUUUGCAACUGUGAUUUGUUCUUUACUUAUUCUUUCCUUUGCACUUGACCAUGUGUAGCCUGUGAUAUUAUUCCAUUAUUAUACAACUGAAUGUUUUUUAUGCAUGUGGUGAAUGGGAUUUUUCUCUCUUGAUUAUUUUAAAUUAAAGUGAAUUGUUGAAUAAUUACAUUGGGAAUAUGCUGCAUUAGUGGUUGUGGUACUGAAAGAGAAUAUAAAACUUAUUCUGACUUUUGUAAUUUAUUAAAUUCAAACUAAAGAAGGCCAAUACUUGUGAAAUUAUGAGAAUAAUAAUAAAUAUAUGCAUAUAAAACACAGCAUUAAUAUGUUAAACCAACUGUGUUACACAAUGUUCUAUCUAAAUUCUUGGUACAUUUGUUUUUCUUUUUAAAGUUGAUGAUGGAGUUCUUUUCUUAACACAUUGUAACUGUAACUGCUGGUAAACACAUGUAAGAGUCACAUCAACAAGUGAUCUGCUCUAUUGAUAUUAUCUGUAUGUAAACGACACCAGUGUUGAGGAGCAAUAAAGUUUGAUUUGCAUAAACAAACCAAAUAAAGUGGUGAAACCUGGAA